CGGAACCUCAGGAAGUACAAACUAUUGUAGACUACUACGGGACCGUAGUGGGAUUUAAACGAAAUAAAAAUUUUGAAAAAUACACUGUGCUAUAGCCCGCUUUAAACGUUUUUACUUUAUUAUUUUGUUUCCGCCAUCAAGAUGCCACCCAAAAAACGCAACUCUGUACAGAACAACAAAGAAUUGAAGCCUGUUAUAAAAAGUGCCUCUCCGGACAAGAAGGAAAAUCAAGAGUUGUCUAUUGAAAAGCACAAAGACAAGGAUGCUGAUUUUGUGACUGUAUGCAAGAGCCUCCGGGUAACGGACUUGGUUUGUGAUCGAGCCUGGUCACUGUGGAAGAAAGUUCAGGGCUCAAUGGACAAAGUUCCGGACACUCAGCAGAGGGUGUGGGGUGCCUGUCUGUUUGUGGUUGUGACUGACCUGGAUGUGACCAGUUUUACCUUCACACAGAUCCAGAAGGCUGUGGAUAUGAAUGUGAAUGAGUUCCUGGGCCUUCUGAAGAAGAUGGACGUGAACUUGGACACCAUCAGCACCAAGGUGAACUCGGCGCUGACUCGACUGGAGAAGAGAUACGAUGUGUCGCUCGCUCUGUACCAGAGGUUUGAGAAGACUUGCAGCAAAAUAUAUACCAAGGACGAAACCGAGAGGAAAGAGAUCUUGCAAAGCUGCUGGACGAUGUUCUUGUUGGCUAAAGGAAAGGCCCUGCAGAUGGAGGACGACCUGGUCAUUUCCUUCCAGCUGCUGCUGUGCGUGCUGGAGUUCUUCAUCAAACGCUGUCCGCCCGGCCUGCUGCAGCCCCUCUACAAAUCCGCCAUCAGCACGGCCCACAGCCCCCCCACACGGGCGUCCCGCCGCAACCAGAACAAAGCCAAGCCCCGCCCGCCCGAGGUGGACGUGCAGCUCCUGGAGACCUUAUGCAAAGAGAAUGACUGCAGCGUCGAAGAGGUGAAGAAUGUGUACCAGACCAGUUUCUCUGCCUUCCUUGAAUCAAUGAGCCUCUCAGGAACCCAGGUUCUUCCUCAGGCAAAUGACCUGAGCAAGCAAUAUGACGAGAUGUACCUCCAGACCCGAGACUUUGACGGUAGACUGUUCCUAGACGGAGACACGACGUUGCUCAGCCCCAAGACUGAACCAAUGCAGGUGGAGAGAACGCCUAUGAAGAACCGACCAGAAGACGACCAGGUUAUCAUCCCCCCGCAGACGCCGGUCAGGGCUGCCAUGAACUCCAUCCAGCAGCUGAGAGUGGACCUGACCUCGUCUGGAGACCAGCCCUCCGCCGUGCUGGCCGUCUAUUUCAAGAACUGCACGCUGGAUCCCACUGAGGAGAUCCUGCAGCGAGUGGAGAGGCUGGGCCAGCUGUUCAGCCAGAGGUUCGACCAGGCCGUAGGGCUGCGCUGCGUGGGCCUCGGCAAGCAGAGGUUCACCCUGGGCGUGCGGCUGUAUUACAGAGUCAUGGAGGCCAUGCUGAAGUCGGAGGAGAAGAGACUGUCUGUGCAGAAUUUCAGUAAACUCCUCAAUGACUCCACAUUCCACACCUCGCUCCUAGCCUGCGCAUUGGAGGUUGUCAUGGCAACAUAUGGCGGGACCUCGUUUAAGAACGGGGGCUACAGCGGGGGGGCCGGGGCCCCCGCCGAGACGGACCUGGGCUUCCCCUGGAUCCUGGACGUCUUCCGGCUGGCCGCCUUCGACUUCUACAAGGUGAUCGAGAGCUUCAUCAAGGCGGAACCCACCCUGAGCAAGGACAACGUCAAGCACCUGGAGCGCUGCGAACACCUCACCAUGGAGACCAUCGCCUGGCGGGGGGACUCGCCCCUGUUUGAGCUGCUGAGGCUGACCCACGAGGAGGGCCCCGGGGAGCAGGUGGAGCCCCCCUCCACCCUCAACCAGCCCCUCCAGCACAACCACACAGCAGCAGACCUGUACCUCUCCCCAGUGCGCCCCAGCACCAGGGCCCUGCCGCCUCCCGAGUCUCCCUUCACCCCCAGCUCCCAGCCCCCCUCCCAGGCCCCUCCGCAGAACCCCAGACAGCCCAAGUCCAAUUCUCUCAGCCUCUUCUACAAGAAACUUUACCGUCUGGCCUACAUGAGGCUAAAGGUGCUGUUCUCCAACCUGCUGACGUCUCACGCUGAUCUGGAGCCCAUCAUGUGGACCCUGUUCCAGCACACCCUGCAGUACGAGUACGAGCUGCUGCGAGACCGUCACCUGGACCAGUUGAUGAUGUCUGCCAUGUACGCCAUCUGCAAGGUGAAGAAUGUCGACUUGCGGUUCAAAACCAUUGUGACUGCGUACAAGAACAUGCCCAACACCAACCAGGAGACAUUCAAGCACGUGCUGAUCAACGAGGGCCAGUACGACUCCAUCAUCGUCUUCUACAACCUGGUGUUCAUGCAGAGACUGAAAACCAACAUCCUGCAGUACGCCUCUCCCAGGCCUCCUACUCUCUCCCCUAUCCCACACAUACCCCGCAGCCCCUACAAGUUCCCAAACUCCCCCCUGCGUGUACCUGGGAGCAACAACGUCUACAUCUCCCCCAUGAAGAACUCUCGCAUGUCCCCUGGGGUCAUGACCCCUCGCUCAAGGAUGCUGGUGUCCAUAGGGGAGUCAUUUGGGACCACUAACAAGUUUCAGAAGAUCAACCAGAUGGUGAACAGCAGUGAUUGGUCCUUCAAGAGGACUCUGGAUCUAGGCUCUGCCCCCAAGCCCCUGAAGCGGUUACGCUUCGAUGUGGAUGGCCAAGAUGAGACUGAUGGCAGCAAAACCGGGGCAGAUUCAACACUGAUACAGAAGCUGGCCGAGAUGAGUUCCACUCGAAGCCGCAUGCAGGAACAGAAGAUGAAGGAGGACGCUGAAAAGGAGAAACCGUAGAUUCUACUGAAGGACUCUGCCCAGGCCCCAACACUGUGCUUGAGUGGAUCCAGCCAAUAGCCUGCUAUCCUACACUUCCUUGCCUCCUUUUUUUUUUUACUUUAUUAUUAUUUUUUUUUGUACAUUUGCUUUUUUGAGUAGUUAUAGAUGUGCUGGUUUUUAUAUAUAAACACUACUCCUUGAGAAGUGGUUUGUUAAUACAGAGAAGCUGUUCUCUUUAUUGUUUGGUGUGGAGGGUUUAACAGAAAUCUU
Osmerus eperlanus (European smelt) is the source of this 3117-nucleotide messenger RNA. RefSeq names its product retinoblastoma 1 (gene rb1). The coding region runs from base 142 to 2865 and encodes 907 amino acids. Gene Ontology annotation, biological process: regulation of transcription by RNA polymerase II; cell differentiation; neuron projection development. Gene Ontology annotation, molecular function: RNA polymerase II transcription regulatory region sequence-specific DNA binding. Gene Ontology annotation, cellular component: nucleus; chromatin; Rb-E2F complex. The record is from RefSeq and is a predicted model, not a curated record. The transcript is spliced from 27 exons. Lineage: Eukaryota; Metazoa; Chordata; Actinopteri; Osmeriformes; Osmeridae.